Molecule: messenger RNA, 5781 nt
Organism: Bradysia coprophila
Lineage: Eukaryota; Metazoa; Arthropoda; Insecta; Diptera; Sciaridae
Gene: Tl
Product: toll like receptor
Biological process (GO): signal transduction
Cellular component (GO): plasma membrane
Molecular function (GO): signaling receptor activity; protein binding
Source: RefSeq, a predicted model, not a curated record
UCGUGUUUUACACUCUUGCAGUUGUAAAAUAAGAAAUCAGUCUAUUGUACGACCUUCAGCGGAACAGCAACACACACCAGUGCUCGGUGGAAUUUGAAUAUAAAAUAUCGAAAACGACAAAACUUGUUUCGUGUUUGUUUGAAGAAUUCAAUAAUAAUCUCGCUUCAAUCACGUCGUUUAAUUUUUUUUCGGUUAUUUGUUUGUUUGUUUUUUUUUCUGUUUAUUUUAUUCUUGUUUUAAAAUUAGCUAACAAUAUUAACAAUACGAAAUUGUAUAACGUCUGCAAAAAUUCAGAUGAAAAGUUAAAAGAAAAAAUUGUGUUGUAAACAAUCAAAGGAAAUUGUCGGGUUUUUCCCCAAAGUGAAUUCUUAAGAAGUGGAGGUGGUCGCGUGUACACAAAGUUUGCCGACCAAAAUUUCGAGUAAAACGAAUAGUACAGUGAAAUUUUAUCUUCCGUUAAAGAUUUAUUCCUGAUUCCUGUUUAUAGUUUUGCUGGAAUACUGUCCACGACUGCAACAAAAUAACAUUUUUUCUAUAAUAAGAGUGAUUGCGAAACGUAAUUUAUGCAAAAUAUCGUCAGUGAAGUCAGUCGUUUCCAAUGGUACAGUAGAUAUAUUUGUAUAUGAAACAUAUAACCAUUACGUAUGAAUACACGAGGAUUGUAUAUUAUUUAAAUCACAUUAUAGUUUAUUCGUUGGUGUUUGUGAAAUUGUUGUAAAAAGUUUGUUGUUUUUUUUGAAUAAUAAAAAAAACCAGAGUUUGUGUAUUGAAAUUAUAAUCCGAAAUUUACUCAAUUUUUUAUUUUGAAUGCUGGCUGGUUGACUUCUUUUUUUUUAUAACAUUUUUUUUUCGUUCGUGUAGUGAAAUAUAAAUAUUUAGAAUUGACUUCGCCGUAUAUAACAGUCAAUUGAAUUAUAAUAUCCAGACGAAGACGACGACGACACCAGCAACAACAACGGUGUUGUGUGUAUGUGUGGAUUCGGAAUAAUAUAAAGGGAAAGCAACUUUUAUAUCACGAAAAGUUAUUUCGUUGGAACGACCGCUCUAUCAAUUCUCCAUCAACACAACAAACAAUACAGACUCUCACAAGUGAAUUCCGGGAACCACCAAAAACGAAGAGAUCAUUUUUGACUGAAUAAAUCCGGAAUACUCAAGGGACACAUGGGAGUAAUCGACAAAUUCUGUGGAAUGAUGUAACCCAUACCACGAAGCAAUCAACAUUUACAAUUAACCCAUCCUGCAACAAAACCGGGAAUCUACACAAGGAUAGAACAAAAGGAGUGCGUGCGUGCGUGUCUAUUUAUAUAAAAGACCAUCCAGCUAACCUUAAUAAACAUAAAACAAACAGCAAUUACCACCCUCGAGCAAACAUAUAGUGAACAUUGUAUACCGACAGUUAUAAACAAUGGAUGUAAUAUCGUUCCUAAUCGGCUUAAUGCUAUUAUUGUGUUCAAUUAGUCGCUCAACAGCUAGUCCGUCUGAAUACUAUAAUCGAGCUAAAUUUUGUCCGGAUCGAUCAAUAUGCAAUUGUGUAUUCGUACAGAAUGACUAUGAAAUUGAAUGUCCGACCUUCGAUCCCAGCAUAAUAGUUAAAUUUAAGCCGACAACAUACGUUCAAAUCGAAUGUUUGACAUUGAACGAAACCGUGUACAAGCAAUUAGCACCCAUGGAUGUUGGCGACAUACCGCGUGUCCAAUUUUCGAGAUGUCCAUUGCCAAUGGGUGGCAGUUCUUUGAUGACAAUUUUGAAUCGACUGGGCAUGCGAAAAACGAGAUCAUUGAUGUUUUUGACGUAUGGAGCCGAUCUUGGCAGUUCGUUGGUACGGCAACAUUUGAGUGGGUUCACCGAUUUGGAACAACUGAGACUUAGUGGAAAUGGAUUGUCCGAAUUGCCAGAGGAUCUGUUCAAUGACGUUGGUAAUAUAACUUGGUUGGACUUGCGCUCAAAUAAAGUUCAUCUUCCGGUUAAUAUUUUCCGGAGCUUGAAGAAGCUGGAGUAUCUGGAAUUGGGUUAUAACAAUCUGAAGACUCUGGAACCGGGAGUGUUUAAAUAUCAACAAAGACUAAAGAAUCUCAAUCUGUGGGGAAACAAUUUGCAGCAUUUGACGAAAGAGGCAUUUGAGGGAGUGUCUUCCCUGUUGGAAUUGGACAUGAGCUCGAACAACAUCGAAACUUUACAACCGGACGUCUUUGCAUAUCUAACCAACCUAACUGCAAUAAACUUAAGUGCGAACAAAUUCCGAAAAUUGCCGCAAGGAUUGUUUGCUACAAACAAAAAUUUGAUUCAGUUACGAUUGAUUGAAAAUCGCGUCGGUCUGGACACUUUGCCGAAUGGUUUCUUGUCGGGUCUAUCAAUGUUGGAAGAUGUGAAUAUAAAAUGUGGACUGAAUACUGUGCCCGGUGAUUUAUUUAGCGGUUCGUUGAAAAUUAAAAACUUGUCGUUAGCAUGGAAUAAGUUAACUUCGUUGCCGGUGGAACUAUUCGCGAAUCAAAGUAAUAUGCUGGAUUUGGAUCUGACUGGAAACGGCAUUGUCGAACUGGAAGAUGGACUAUUCGAUAGCAUGAAUGCACUAUUGGUGUUGAAGCUGUCGUACAACAAUUUAACAAUGAUAUCCGGACUUUUGUUCCAUGGUCUGCACAGUGUCCAAGAAAUUCAUUUGGAUCAUAAUCAGCUGAAAACCAUUCAUCAUCUAGCCUUCACAACUACGACAAAGAUCCGUAACUUACAGUUGCAAAAUAAUCACCUGUCCUUUUUGAACGAAGACGAAGACGGGGUACGAAGUCUCGACCUGCAAAUUGGUUCACCCUUCCAAUAUCUCGAAGUGUUGCAAACGCUCAAUUUGCGCAACAACGAAAUCAUAACGAUUUUAUCCGACUGGAUCACCAUUAACAACAAUUUGCAAGAAUUGGAUUUGAGCUACAACAACAUAUCGUCGCUAACAUUCGAAGGAUUACAGUUUUUCUCGGACGACGCAACGAUUAAUUUAACCCACAAUUCCAUCAGAGAUUUGGAUUUCCGUAAUUAUCGCGUCAUUUUAUCACAGAAUGUUACCAAAACAGCAACAGUGUUACUGAACGACAAUCCCUUGACUUGUGACUGCCGAAUGUUUCAUUUCAUUGAAUACAUUCAUCUGAAAGGACGUCAACCGAUACUCAUCGAAGCGGAUCAACUGAAAUGCGCAGAGCCUGAGCGAAUGUCCGGUAAAUCAAUCACAGAACUUCAGCUUAUCGACAUUGUGUGCCCACUCGAUCCACCGAACAGUUCGAUUAAACUCUGUCCACCGCAAUGUGAAUGCUUCGUACGACCAUUCGAUCGGGUAAUGGCUGUAAACUGCUCCAAUUUGAAUUUGAAAGUCGUGCCAAGCAUACCGGACAUCAGUAAUCGCGGCUUAGCGUUAACAGAGCUGUAUAUUGAAAACAAUAACAUCACCGAGCUGCCAGAUCUUUCUCGAGGAGCUUAUUCAUUCGUAAGUGUUAUCCGGGCUAGAAACAACAGCAUUCGGAUGUUAAAGCGAGACAAUUUACCACCCAAAUUGUCACUCUUGGAUAUAUCUCACAACCAAAUAAACUGGCUCAAUGACACGGUUUUCGCACGAUUGAACAAAACGGCAGAAUUGCAGCACAUCGAAAUGGGCAACAAUCCGUGGAUUUGCGAUUGUGACGCUAAGGGAUUGUUUGCGUUCGCUAAGUUAAAUGCUGCUAAAAUAAAGGACCUGCAAAACGUAGUCUGCCUAGGCGGUCAGCCAUUAGUUCACGUCGAUGACAUAUGUUCGGAAGAUGAGACAAUUAUUGUUGCGCUAAGUGUGGUUCUCGCAUUGUUUGGACUGUUCGUCGGAAUUCUGGCGGCUUUAUACUAUAAAUAUCAACAAGAAAUCAAAGUAUGGAUGUACGCCCACAAUUGGUGUUCUUGGUUUGUCACCGAGGAAGAACUGGAUAAGGAAAAGAAAUACGACGCCUUCAUAUCGUAUUCACAUAAGGAUGUUGACUUCGUAACCGAACAUGUGGUACCUGAAUUGGAAAAUGGCACACCCAGCUUUAAAUUGUGCUUACACGAACGGGAUUGGGUAGCUGGAGAAUUUAUCACAGAAUCGAUCGCUCGUUCAGUCGAAGACUCCCGACGAACCGUCGUCAUUCUGACGCCCAAUUUCCUCGAAUCAAUCUGGGGCAAAAUGGAAUUCCAGCUGGCACACAAGAAUGCCAUCACCGAAGGUCGAGUACGCGUCAUUGUGGUCAUUUACGGUGACAUCGGCGACAUCGAGAACCUAGACCCGGCCCUGCGAUCCUAUCUGAAAACGAACACAUACAUCAAAUGGGGCGAUCCAUGGUUCUGGAAGAAAUUACGCUACGCCAUGCCGCAUCCGAACGGAUACAAAAGCAAGGGUUUGGUCAAGAGCACAUUGAAGAGUUCCGUCGACGACAAAUUAGAGUUAAUCAAACCGGUACCGGUCACACCGCCACUCACCACACCACCGGCUGAACUGGCUGGACAGAAAUUUGCGAACGGUUUGAAUGGUCAUGUAAAUGGAGCAUUCAUUAUCAACACAAAUGCCAAGCAAAGUGAUGUGUGAAACUUGGAUGAAUAAACGGUAAAAAAAAAUUCGACAUCAAACGAUGUUAUGGCUUAGGUUCACAAUGAACAGAAUAAAGAGAGAAGAGAAAAAAAAAUGCAAACCGUAGAAACAAAAUAUAAAUUGUAAUUAUUGUGAUAUCAAAAAAUCUCGUACGAUUUCUUGAACAUAUAGAAACUCUUGAACGUAGGGGGGGUUUUUAUUAUAUAUUUUAGUUAUAUGUGAACCAUUCGAUGAGUGCUCUUUUGUCACCAUAUUCUAUCAGGUGUUUCUAAAAAACAAAAUAUUCGUACACCAGUGGAUGGCUGAACAAUGCGAUGAACGGAAAUACGAUAUUACGUUUCUUUUUGAUAUUGAACGACAUAUAAAGACGUGAGUCAAUACUAUAAAACAAUGUUAUACUUUGACGUUCAAUAUCAAAAGGAAAAUAGGUUCGGCUCUCCGUGAUCAAUUCGGUCACCGUCCUACAGCUAUACGACCAAAAUACAUUAUAUAUUGACUCACACAAGCUAAUUAUUAUUAUUAUAUAUCUACAGUUAAAUGAAUUAGAUAAGACAACAAAAAUUAUAUUUUUUGUUUCGUAGCAUCAACGUAAAGAACUUAAAACGACUGAGACGUUAUGAUCUGAUUACAAUUUUUUUUAUACAAAACUCUCAAUUUAAUUAAAUUAAUUUUUUGUAAUUUUAAUUUAAAUUAAGUGCUAAAGCCUCUGCAAACUCCAAUUUAUAAUGGACUGGUAUCUCUGGUAUCAAAAUUUUAUUUUGUUAAAAAAAACUAUUUCCUUGACAAGAGACUUUAAAUUGGAUGUUUUUUGCGGGCUUUAAUCUCCUUUUCAUAGAUUUUAUUUUUAGGCUAACGUAUUUACCGAAAAUACGAAAAUGGUUUUUUUGGGGGUGUAAAAGAGAAAGGAAAAUUAUUUUUAAAAGAAACGAAUAUUGUCAGCAAGUAACUGCAAACACAAAAUUGUAGUUUAGAUUUAGUUUUCUCGAAAAGUUUAAAAGAAAAUGUUUUUGAAUUGAAUAAGAAAAAAAAUUGUUUUUUAUUAGGAAAAUUGAAAUAUUUUAGCGGUUAAUUUUUCUAUUUAUUUUUAUGACUAAAAAAACAAACAAUUUAUUGCAAAUGAAAUCUACCUUUAUUGUAGCAAACAAAAUGAAUAGGCAUGUACGUUAAGGUUUUAUACAUCGUAAAAGUAUAUAUGGAAAUAAAACAAAAUA